AUGGGUCCGCCCCAACCCAAUUUCGAAUCUGAUGUGGAAAGGUUCAAAGCAUUUCUAGCCAAUUGCAUUCCGAUAAUAGCUCCGAAGGACCUUUCUCAUGAUUCUUCGAUUCUGCUCAAUUACUGUGCUCGGCUACUUACAACUUUAUGUUCCGAGUCGGGCCCGAAUUUUGACGUCGAUGAACUGAAGAAGUCAUUAGAGACAUACAUGCUAACCAAGAGUCCGUUCAAAACCCCGGCGAUACAAAAUGUACAAGCGUUAAUGCUCUUGGCGCUACUGGUUGACAAAGAGGGCUAUGGGAUGAAGUUUACUACGGCCGUACGAAUGGCAUGUUCUCUGGGAUGGAAUUUACAACCUGGCGAUGUAGAGGAGGGGGGUGAGUCGACUUAUGUGAGGAAUUUGUGGUGGGCGUUGGUAAUCCAGGAUAUUUGGCUGUAUUUGUACUCUGGCAUCCCCAUGGUCAUAAGAUACAAAGACUUUGCCGUCCCGAGACCGACAACAACAGCUCCGCCACUCUUUACACAUCUUCUUACACUAUCUGAAAUCCUCCGCUCGAUAAUCCGCCCUACAUCACUUGCAGAGUUAACCCCUAGCCUGGCGCCGACGCCGUACCAGGCUCUAGAGGUUUGGGAAUACUCACUCCCUCACACACAGACACAAGUGCGCACUCCUUCCCCGCCGACCGGGACUAUGCCAGACAAAUUUAUGUCGCCAGAGUCAGUGAUGCAACUCCUCCACGCAACCGUACUAGCUCUCCUGAUACUGGAUAACCCGAGCAACCAGAUUGCCCGCUCGAAUCCGGAGGUUAGACUCUCACGCGCGUUGGGUUUGCAUCUAGAGUUUCCGAACGUGUUCCGUAGAUUUGGGAUGCUGAAGAGAUGUGCGACUAUUUGUGCAAUAGCUAUGGUAAGUUUGGGAAGAGGCGCAGAGUUGGGGGAGUGGGAGAGAGUUGUUGGAGAGGAGGUUUGGGGAAAGGUAGUGGAGAAAGGGCAGAGUGGGGGUGGGUGGAGCGUCGUUUGGGAGAUUGGAAUGUAGAUGAUGUCCCUUGGGCAACCCUAGUUUCUUUAUGGGAUAUGAUAUCAUAAUAUUGUUACCAUAUUACGGUGAUACUAGGGUUUGAUACAUUGUCCAGAUUGGUUACUUUUUGUAA
This is a messenger RNA of Tuber melanosporum (Perigord truffle), 1150 nucleotides long. RefSeq lists its product as uncharacterized. Gene Ontology annotation, molecular function: DNA binding; zinc ion binding. The record is from RefSeq and is a predicted model, not a curated record. Bases 1 to 1035 code for a protein of 344 amino acids. The transcript has 5 exons. Gene Ontology annotation, biological process: DNA-templated transcription. Lineage: Eukaryota; Fungi; Ascomycota; Pezizomycetes; Pezizales; Tuberaceae.